GCUCCCGCUCCCUCUUCGCCUCGAUUCUUCCGCCGUCCACAGCUUGGUAGCAACCCCCUCGGGCAAGCCAACUCCUAGGAACAAACACGCCGCAGCUCUCCAGCUCGGCGGUGCGAUCGUGUCCGCACACGCGGUGGACUCAAGUCGGAGCCACCCGUCAUAGACAGGUAGACUGGUAUUUGCUACAAGAGAAGGUUAAUACUGGCAGCGGGACGGUCCGGAGGAAAAAGAAGAAGUGGCCGCAGAAGGAGAGAAGGCGGUGCGUGCCGGAAAGGCGAAGACGGAGAGACGAACUGCCAGGUGUGGUACGGGAAGGAAGAGGAGGGUCCGAUCUGAUGCAGCAGACACAGACCGUCACCGAGACGGGAAACCGACUCCUACCGGAAUGGCGAGAGAGGUUGAGCCCGUCCAAGCUCAGUGCGAUACCCGGCCGCUAUAAGCUGCGUCGUCUCUACACCCGCUCCCACUCGAAACCUCCGAUGCGAGAACCUGGCCCGCCGGGGGGCAUUGCUGCGCUGCAACGGUCUUUUUCCGUCUUCGAAUCUUUCCGGCAGCUCCGGGAGAGGCGAUGGAGCGUGUUCGACAUCCAAUACCCCGUCCUCGCCGCCUUCACCCUCGCCUCGAUAUGGAUCGUCGAACCCGCCGCUCCCUUCAUCAAGACCCUCGCCGCCCUCGGUUACUUCUCGCUCCUGCUCAUGCCCGUCACCCGACAGUUCUUCCUCCCUUCUUGGCCCAUAUGGACCUACCUGCUCUACUUCUUCUCCAGCCGCUUUAUCCCGUUUGACAUCCGCCCGGAAAUAUUCGUGCAGGUGCUUCCCGCCCUCGAAGACAUCCUGUACGGCACCAACUUCUCCAACGUCUUCUCCUCCUGGACGCACGCCGUCCUAGACAUCUUGGCCUGGUUUCCAUACGGACUCGGGCACUUCGGCUUGCCGGCCAUCUGCUCGGCCAUCAUCUUCGUGUUCGCAGCGCCGGGCACGCUGCCCAUGUUCGCGAAGAGCUUCGGGUGGCUGAGCAUCCUCGGCGUGACGAUACAGCUGCUGUUCCCGUGCACGCCGCCGUGGUACGAGCGACUGCACGGGCUCGAGCCGGCCCAGUACGGGAUGCAGGGGUCGCCCGCGGGGCUCGCCCGCAUCGACGCCCUGUUCGGCGUUGACAUGUACACGACGAGCUUCACCACCGCGCCGGUACCGUUCGGCGCCUUCCCCAGCCUGCACGCGGCUGACGCCAUCCUCGAGGCGCUCUUCAUCAGUUUCUGCUUCCCGCGGCUGCGCGCUCUCUGCGUCUUCUACGUCGUGUGGAUCUGCUGGGCCACCAUGUACCUCAACCACCACUACGCUGUCGACCUGCUCGGCGGCGGGCUCAUCGCGUACGCUAUCUUCGUCGUCGUGCGGCGCUUCUGGCUACCGCGUCCGCAGCCCGGCAAGAAGUACCGCUGGGAGUACGAGUACAUCGAGGUUGGCGCGAUGCGCAAGAACCCCGCGCUCGACGAGGAGCUCGGGUACCGCCCGGUCGAGGGCGGCGAGGGGGGCCAGCCGAAGCACAGCGCCGAGUGGGCCGAAGAGUUCACAGUACUCGACAGCUUCAUGCACUCGGCGUCGAGCAGCGGGAGCGCGAGCCCGACGGCGUCGCUGCUCUCGUCGUCGUCAUCGUCGUCGUCGUCACCGCGGAGCGAUCGGAGCGGUAGGAGGAACGAUUAGACGAGACGCAACGGGCUCCGUGGGGUCUGCUUGGUUGUCUGGUUGGUUUAGACGAGGCGGCGAGCGCGAUUUCUAUAGGAUAUUUGUUUUGUGUUAUGAUACCACGAUAUACCUAUACGUACACUUGUAUAUAUAUACUCUUAAUGCCGGAUGAGGGGGAGGGGGGAGAGGUGAAGCUGGGAAUACGCCCUGUGAGAUGAGAUAAGAGGAGGAGAGGAUAAUUGGCGUCGCCAAGGCGCGCAGAGGCAGAGCAGAAUCGGAUAGAGAAAGAAAGCUC
Durotheca rogersii is the source of this 1977-nucleotide messenger RNA. Its product is annotated as PAP2-domain-containing protein. Lineage: Eukaryota; Fungi; Ascomycota; Sordariomycetes; Xylariales; Xylariaceae. Gene Ontology annotation, biological process: sphingolipid biosynthetic process; inositol phosphoceramide metabolic process. Gene Ontology annotation, molecular function: inositol phosphoceramide synthase activity. Bases 336 to 1700 code for a protein of 454 amino acids. The transcript has 3 exons. Gene Ontology annotation, cellular component: inositol phosphoceramide synthase complex. The record is from RefSeq and is a predicted model, not a curated record.